This is a messenger RNA of Dovyalis caffra, 498 nucleotides long. The record is from the annotation of a GenBank genome assembly. NCBI's taxonomy places the organism in Eukaryota, Viridiplantae, Streptophyta, Magnoliopsida, Malpighiales, Salicaceae.
AUGGGUGGAAAUUCACCGUGCGCUUCUUGCAAGUUGCUUAGACGCCGAUGUGCAAAGGACUGUAUUUUUGCUCCUUACUUCCCUUCUGAUGAUCCACACAAGUUUGCCAUUGUCCACAAAGUCUUUGGCGCUAGCAAUGUUAGCAAAAUGUUGCAGGAGCUACCAGUUCAUCAGAGAGCGGAUGCAGUGAGCAGUUUGGUGUAUGAAGCGAAUGCGAGAGUGCGAGACCCAGUUUACGGGUGUGUUGGAGCCAUAUCGUACCUGCAAAACCAGGUUUCCCAUCUACAAAUGGAGCUUGCAGUGGCUCAAGCAGAGAUAUUAUGCAUCCAGAUGCAGCAUGAACCUGUGAUGGCAACCCCACAGAUGAACCCAGACGAUCACAUUCAUGACAAGUCAUUCCUUCUCCAAAAUAGCCUCCCUCAGUACCUGAAUUUUGGCUCCUCAAGCAAUGUAAUUCACGACUCUCUCAAGAGAGAGAGCAUUUUCGGAGAGACAUGA